Messenger RNA from Perca fluviatilis (European perch), 1811 nucleotides. Its product is annotated as gastrula zinc finger protein XlCGF71.1-like. The transcript has a single exon. NCBI's taxonomy places the organism in Eukaryota, Metazoa, Chordata, Actinopteri, Perciformes, Percidae. The record is from RefSeq and is a predicted model, not a curated record. Gene Ontology annotation, biological process: regulation of transcription by RNA polymerase II. Gene Ontology annotation, cellular component: nucleus. Gene Ontology annotation, molecular function: DNA-binding transcription activator activity, RNA polymerase II-specific; RNA polymerase II cis-regulatory region sequence-specific DNA binding. Bases 8 to 814 code for a protein of 268 amino acids.
UCAACACAUGGAAACAGAAGCUGAUGGAGAGGACUGUGGAGGACCAGAACCAGCCAGGAACUCACAUCCACUUUUACAACCAGAGACUGAAGACCAGACUGGAGACUCUUCGGAGACGGACGUCAGCGAUGGUUGGGAGGAGAGCAGGGACAGCCCGUCAGGUUUAAACUCUGUGAGAGAUAACGUGAGUCGGGCUGACAAAGAAUCGUUCUUCUGCUCCGAGUGUGGGAAAACAUUCAGCCACAAGACGAACCUAAAGAGACACAUGCGGUGCCACACGGGAGAGAAGCCGUUCAGCUGCUCGUUUUGCAGUAAGAGCUUCAACCGGAGGGAACACCUGGUGGCUCACAUGAGGUGUCACUCGGGAGAGAAGCCGUUCAGCUGCUCAGUCUGCGACGCCAGUUUCAGUCACGGCUGGAGUCUGGAGAAGCACAUGAGAGUCCACACCGGCGAGAAGCCGUUUGGCUGCUCGCUCUGCGGCAAAAGCUUCCGGCAGCGCUCGGAUUUGGUCGCACACAUCCGCAUUCACACGGGAGAAAAGCCUUUCUGCUGCUCGGUGUGCGACGCCAGUUUCACCCAGCGGCACACUCUGGUUCAGCACACCAGAACCCACACAGGCGCCAAACCAUUCGGCUGCUCGGUGUGCGGGAGGAGUUUCUCCCGGAAGGGACACAUGACGCGGCACAUGGCGGCGCACAGCGGCGAGAAAGCGUUCCGCUGCAACGUAUGCGGCCAAAGCUUCACGUGGCAGUCGCAGUUUAAAAGGCACGAGUGUGCCGGGGGGGGGGGGCGGCGCGUGGCGACACAGCGGUAAAGCAACCGUAGAAGCUUUUCUCACAGCGUUGAGAGGGUAGGAAUGUAUGGGACUGAAAAGACUCCAUUUCCUUUCCAUUCCAUUUUCGCUCUUUCAAUUCACUUCGGGAAUGAAUGUGUUGAAUCUGCCGGUCGGAAACAUGAGGAUACUUUUGCCACCCGACCACGCCCACCUCACCUGUUGACUAUAAAUUGUUUGUGAGUCCUUUGGCUCGUGCUUUGCGCUCUCUGCCGGCACUCCGAUGCAUCCUGUGUGCGUCUUCAUAAGUUAACGUGAGUCACUCUAUACGGCUGCUCGAUUAUGGAAAAAAAUAUAAUCACGAUUAUUUCGGUCAAUAUUGAAAUCGCGAUUACUCGUUGACUUCUGGAAAGAUGUUGCAAUUAUUGAACUUUAAAAACAGUGGAAAAAGUUCAAUAAAUCAACAGUAAAAAAACUGUGAACUUUGCCUUAAUACUUGUCUUAUUGAAACUUUAUUUGUUCUUUCAGAACACGAGAGAAAAUAAGAGUUUACUUGCAAAACGUAAUGAGCUAAAUAAUUGUUUUUCUCGAUUAUUCUGUUUUUGUGAUCAUUGGGACCUGAAAUCAUAAUCACGAUAACAUUUUUUGAUAUGAGGCGACCUUUUCUAGAAGCUGGUUGAAGGAAUGAACGCUGUGUUCACACGCUCCAACGAGUCUGGAGACAUCCUGUAUUACACGGCUACGCGUAAACAGGAAUAUAAGAGGAAUAUUCACUUUCAUUAGUCGUGGAAACCGCUCAGAGGAAUAUCGUCUUUUUCAGCAAAAGGGCAAAAACCUGAAUAUUAUGUGCAUGUAAACGUAGUUAUUGAUGAGAGACUUAGUGGUCUGAAGGUAUAUAGCCAAGGAUUCACUCUGCCAAAAAACAUUCAUAAAAUUAUGCCAGAAAUGUAUAUUUUAAUAGCUUUGUAUUCUAUGCACUAAAAAGGCUGUAGGCCUGUAUCUUAAUUUUAUACAAUAUAUGUUGGGGGGGUCCCUGCUC